Molecule: messenger RNA, 2104 nt
Organism: Rhineura floridana
Lineage: Eukaryota; Metazoa; Chordata; Lepidosauria; Squamata; Rhineuridae
Gene: GMPR
Product: guanosine monophosphate reductase
Exons: 9
Coding region: 464-1501 (345 amino acids)
Biological process (GO): nucleotide metabolic process
Cellular component (GO): GMP reductase complex
Molecular function (GO): GMP reductase activity
Source: RefSeq, a predicted model, not a curated record
AGGUGGUUGCUGCUGCUAUUGCCGGCGCCGGGAAGUGCUGCAGUGCCUCUGGCUCGCCCCACGGAACUGCAUUGCUGUAGGAACGCGCCGGCACCCACAGACCAAGCAGCCUGGCAAGCCGACCGAGAGAGGGAAAGCGAGGUGGGGGGAAAGGAGCCGGCUGCCGGACGACAAGGCCACCUGACCUGCCCACCGCCGGCUCUGCACAUUCCAAAACCAGCCCGUUCCUAAUAAAGCUAUGGGGCUCGGGGACCGUCUCCCGCUGCUGCUUCUCUCCCUAUAAAUACUCGCCCUGGAAAGAAAACAAGCUUUGGUUGCUUCUGUUCUGCCUGUCCCGGACGCAGACAGACCGGCAACUCUCCCCCCUCAAAGGCAAGCGGCAGCAGGAAGGAGGAAAGCAAGCAAAAGCAACUGCAGCGCGAGGCGAGGAGCGCCCCUCCUCCAACCUAACUAAACCGGCGAGAUGCCCCGAGUAGAUGCCGAUCUCAAACUGGACUUUAAAGAUGUCUUGCUUAGACCUAAACGAAGCAGCCUCAAAAGCAGAGCAGAGGUAGAUCUUAUGCGUACUUUCACAUUCCGUAACUCCAAGCAAACCUACACAGGGAUCCCAAUUAUAGUAGCAAAUAUGGACACUGUGGGCACUUUUGAAAUGGCACAGGUUAUGACUAAAUAUGCAAUGUUCACUGCAAUUCACAAGCAUUAUUCUCUGGAACAGUGGAAGCUGUUUGCAAGCAAUCAUCCAGAAUGCCUAGAGCAUGUAGCGGUGAGCUCAGGCAGCGGAAUGUCUGACUUUGAGAAUCUGACAGAUAUCAUAGAGGCCAUUCCACUUAUCAAGUAUAUUUGCCUGGAUGUGGCCAAUGGUUAUUCGGAAUACUUUGUAGAGUUUGUGAAAGCUGUCCGUGUCAGAUUCCCCAAACACACCAUCAUGGCAGGUAAUGUGGUGACAGGAGAGAUGGUGGAAGAACUUCUUCUGUCUGGAGCAGACAUUAUCAAAGUUGGAAUUGGGCCAGGAUCUGUGUGCACCACUCGGAUAAAAACUGGUGUGGGUUAUCCGCAGUUGAGCGCAGUGAUUGAAUGUGCGGAUUCUGCCCAUGGACUGAGGGGGCAUAUCAUUUCUGAUGGAGGAUGCAGCUGUCCAGGCGAUGUUGCCAAAGCUUUCGGAGCUGGUGCUGAUUUUGUGAUGCUCGGAGGCAUGUUUGCAGGACAUGAUCAAUGUGCUGGAGAGGUCAUAGAAAAAAAUGGCAAGAAAAUGAAGCUUUUCUAUGGGAUGAGCUCUGACACAGCUAUGAAGAAGCAUGCGGGAGGUGUUGCAGAAUACAGAGCGUCAGAGGGCAAAACAGUGGAAGUGCCUUACAGAGGGGAUGUGGAAGAUACCAUCCGUGACAUCCUGGGCGGGCUACGAUCUACCUGCACCUACGUGGGAGCUGCUAAACUCAAAGAGCUUAGUCGAAGGACAACUUUUAUUCGGGUAACUCAGCAACACAGCCAAGUCUUUUAUUAGCCAAAGAGGAGAAAGCUUGGAGCUGUGAAACUUCCUGGCUGCUUUCCCUUUCUCUUCCCUCUUGGGGGGCGGGCAAUACAGCUUCUUGCUGGCAUACUCCAAGCUAGAAGCGAAGUGGGUUGAUUGCCCCCAAUGUUUAUUGCAGUGGUGGGGAUAUAAGCCUAAGGAGGACAAGCCAUAAACUGCAGCUAUGUCCAUGAUUAUUAUUAUUUUGUUCAAAAUACAGUAGCACUAUCUUUUUAUAGCCUUGUCUAUUUAAACGAGAAAUCUAGUUUGAACUUUUAAUGACAACACAUGAAAGUCGCCAGGCCUCCAUUCUGUUGGAACAAUUCUCGUUACUAAAAUAAGCAAAUCCACCCAAGCAACCUCCAAGUUGCUACUAGUCUUGCAACGUGAUGUGGAAGUCAGAACAGGACAGCAGCUGUGAAAACUAGAAGAUAUGUAUUGCAGGUGUGUUGCCCAGGCUUGCCAGCCUUGGACCAGCACCUCUGGAAUGAAAAUAUGCGGCUUUAUUUUCACUGUGACAUUAAGUGGUUGUUUAUUCAUGUGUGGUGAUAUAUUAAUGUUCUUAAAAUGGUUGAUUAAAUAGUUACAUUAAUUUUA